This is a messenger RNA of Osmia lignaria (orchard mason bee), 3724 nucleotides long. The record is from RefSeq and is a predicted model, not a curated record. Lineage: Eukaryota; Metazoa; Arthropoda; Insecta; Hymenoptera; Megachilidae.
AUCUAAAUUGCGAUAAUUAUUUUAAGUGAAAGUAUCUGUACGCAAUUCAAUUUGCAACUGCAUAACGUUUUAGUCGCGGAUCAAAAUGACCCUACUUUCGUUCACUCCGUUCUCCGACGGUCAAGUUUCACGGGGAUUAGAAAUAGUACUUAAUUGUGAUGCGUUAAGCGAUGUCACCGGGAAUACAUCGAUAAAACAUCCAAUAAAUUAUCGAUACGAACAAUUUAGCCAAUUGCGGUUCUUUUUACGCAACGAGAAAAUUACAUACACUGAACGCCUUAGGUAAUAAAUUAACAUUCCUUCUUUUAUCGAAGCAGUAAAAGUCGUGUAUUCGCGAACGCUCGAAAGUAAUAACGUCCUCUCCUUGUUCGCCAAUUUGUUCGCGAUACACGUACACACGCGUACAACGCGAUGCGUAAGCGUCGUUAGAAUGAACCAUGGUUUUGAACAUGUUUCCUAGUUUCUCUGAUUGAUCUAUCGUGACACAUAGAAUCACGAAGGAGAGACGAACACGUGUAUCGUGCAUAUAAAUAUUUGUUUAUCUUGUUUUCUUUAUUUCCCUUUUAAAAAAUGCAUUCAUAAUUGUUCUAUACUUUGACGGUUUAAUGCUGAAAAGCUUCAAGUACUGCAUUACAUUACCCAUUAGCUACUGCGAUCCCCAAAUGGGGAUUUGAAUAUAUAUAUUUCUUUUAUCACUUGCAAUAGGAUUAUAUUAAAUAAAAUGUUAAAUAAAAAUAUCAAAAAUAAAAAUUUGGUUGUUAAUGGGUUAAUUAAAAGUUCAGUGUGUAUGUUACCGUGCUACUAAAUUGUUUCAGCGACGUAAAUUUUAUACAAAAAUAUCAGCGAUCUAACCAAAAUUUACUUUUCAUUUAUUUUCAUUCUUAUCAGGGGUAUUACAUUUUUCGAUAAAUGCUUUUUUAAAGGAAUCUUUUUAUGCCGUGACUGCUUCUUUUUCUUUCUUUCCUUUAUUCGAAGCAAUUCAAAUACAAAAAUAGAAAACAAUUCGUAAGAGGUUACGCGUUCGUUUGUUUUCGCUAAAUGGUAAUAAACAUGCAGAAACAUUUUUUAACGUUUUUAUAAAUGUUUGGAAAUAAGCAAACUUUACGAUGAGCUUUUCUUCGAAUUAAGAAUGGUAAUUUGAAAAGGCAAUAAUAGAUUUAUCCGCGAAAAAAGGCGUCAGCGCGUGCUGUCACGAAAGUUUACGAGCGCAACAUCAAGAGCUUUUCGCUACUAAUAAUUACACAGUGAAUGAACAAGAGAAGAUGCCUGGCCACCGUCAGCCUAACUCCCUAGAGGGACUUAGCUUGGGACGUGUGUGUCAACAACUCGACGGGACGUGCCGACGGCUGCAGGUGCUUUCACAAGAAUCAUCUGCUGCUCAAGUAUUGGCCUACGCGAAGCAAACUAUCAGACCCUACUACAUAAAUGCACUGCCAGCACGUUUGAGAUCUCAAGUUAUACAAGAAACUUCCAAACUGUUAUAUGGACCAGCAUCUGAUGGAUCAACUUUAAUCUCUGGACCAGCUCCUCUAUAUCUAUUAGCCCUUCUUCUUGGGCACGAUAUAAAGCAACUGAAAGUGAAUCUCUGUUGCUACUAUGGAUGUAGCCAUCAGACAUCGUUAUUGAAAUUGCUUGCAUCAGAAGGAAUUGGACUUGAAUCUUUAGAAUUGGCCAGAUCUGCUCUAUUAAGAUUGGACUGCAAAUUAUUGCGAUCCGCGCUUCUGAACAUGAAAAAUUUGUUGAGUUUAACUUUGAGAAACAUAGCUAGUGAUGCAGUGCUUCAAGUAGUAGGAAAAGCUUGUCCAAAACUUGUACUUUUGGAUGUGGCUUGUUCCAGACAAGUAACAGAUGUUGGAUUGAAGCAAUUACUGUUGCAAGUAGAACUUAGAGACAAAGUGCCUCAUGCUACGAUGCAAGAACCUACUAGCUGGUCUCGCCUAAAAACUCUACUUUCAAAAUUAAAAAUGAGGAAUUCUAAAUCAGAGAAAAAGGAAAAGCAAGGGGUACUGUUGGAAUACUAUGAGAGCAGAAACUUUCUCUGUGAUACGCUUAGAGUACUUAAUGUUGCUAAUACUCAGGUGACCAGUACAGGAGUACUUUUGGCAUUGGUACACGUUCCAAAAUUGGAAUCUUUGGCAGAAUACAGUCAUAUGGGAAGAGUGGUGGAAAUUAUGAAUAAAGGGUUCACUGGAUUUAGAACUCCAUUUAGCCUAACUCAAGCAAGAAGCUGCAGAACAACACCGGUUCGCUUAGAACUUUUAGCACAGGCAUGUCCGAAAGUGGAAAAAUUACAUAUCUCAGAGCCUCAUCAUCCUCCUGAAGCUUUAGGACUAUUUCCCUACAUUACAUCUCUCAGUGUACACAGUAUACCUCCUCAAAGAGAAUGGUUAGAUGGUUUUUACGAAUAUCUUCGCACCAACGGACAGAAUUUACGCGAACUUAAUCUCAGAAUAACCCAAAACGACAAUCUCAUACAAGUGGACUUGAAAGAAAUCUUUAACAGCUGUACUAAUCUCAGAACGUUUACUAAUGAUGGUUCCAAUAUAACUUGGAGAGAAGGACCUGAUCCUCCUCCCUUAAAGUACUUAAAGAAAAUUCAAUUGGGACGUAUAGUGAGUGCACUUGCUAUUACAAAAAUUCUUUCACUAGCGCCAGAGUUAACAGCCUUGCAUGUACAUAGUUGUUUUGAUCUCACAAAUGAACACUUGGAAAAGUUACUGAGUGCAUCAACUAAAAAGAAUACACGAAAAUCUGAUAAAUGUGAGAAUAGUUUAGUACAAAAUCUAACAUGUUUUUACAUAUACGAAGCCAGUAAAGUGUCUGCAACUACUGUGCUGAAUAUGUUCAAAAAUUGUAAGAGACUGAAAAAAAUUGGUAAUCUGGCAAAUUGGGGUUUAGAUUGUGAAGGUGUGAGAAUGCUAAGAACAACACUGACACGCGCUAAUUUGGAUGUAGACCUGUGUCCAGGGGCACACUGGUUCUGGAGUAAUUGUAUUCAGUAACAGCUUUUUUUUAACUCGUUGUAUUAAAAAAGCAGCUCCUUAAAAAAUUCUGUCCAUGACACGAUUGGCUGCUAUAUAAUUUGGAUCUGUUAUACUUGAGUAGACUGUGAAAUUGUCAGUAUUAAAAAUUAUCUUAAUAAAUAUAAGGCAAUUUAUAUCGGGAAAUACAUGAAGAAACAUUUUAUUAUAUAUUAGGUAUAAAUGAAAACAUAACUGGCAACAGAAAUUGGUCAUUUUAUCAUCUACUAAGAAAACUAUUUCUCCUUGACUUAAUAAACUCAGAAUUAACAUAUCUGUGUAACUCUACAGUUUGUUACAACUGAAUGUUGAAAUAUCUGACAAUUAUAUACUAAAUAUAACAUAAAAGAUUAUAUUACUAUGCCAUGUUAUAAUAACUUACUUUACAAUAAAAUAGUGUUCUAACAAACAAAUCAAAAUAUACUUGUACUAUAAACUGUUAUUAUAUAAACUAAAACUUAAAAUUCCAUUAUGAAAUGUAAUGCCAAUAAGUAAAUUACGUGAUAAAAUACAUAAAAAUGAAAAUGGAUUGUAUUUAACUAUAAGGUUUUAAAUUGUAUAUAAGUACUUAAAUAUUUGAAAGAAGAAAAAAAUAAUAAAUGACUAGAUGAAUUCAAACUUGGUACACAUUUGUACUACAUUAUAAUAAAGAUCUACAUAGCACAAACUAUAUACUUAUAUCACUCUUUUGAUUUUAAUAAAAA